AUUUGUACAGAAUAAUGCAAAUUAAUAAAAAAAUCCAAAAAUUUCUAUCUUAUAUUGCUGUAGUAUAAUAAAGUCAUACAAUAAUAUUUUGUGUAUCCUCCUAGUGCUGCUAUGACUUUCUGCGCACGAUUUUGCAUCGAAUCUACUACAGUUUUACUAAUGUAUUGGAUUUCUGAGUCUUGAAACCAAAUCUGAGGCAUAUUGGUGGCUCAACCUUUCUUCAAUGCAGUUUUAAAUUGCAAUGCUACGAAAGUGAUAUGACAGAUCAUUGGAUUUUACUAUUUUGCAUCCUCCCAUCAAUCAAUUGCAUUUUAACAGAAAAUGUAGAAUCUUUGGGAUGUUGGAAAGAGUCAAAGAAGAGCAAUUUUGUUUCGUUUGAAAAUAAACACCAUUUCUUAACUGGACCAUACAAUAAGCGUAAAAAUGCCGUAGAAAAGUGUGCAAGAGUUGCUAUUGACCAUGGAUUUACAAUAUUUGCUGUUCAAGAUGGAGGAAAAUGUUUAUCUGGUGCUAAUACUGUUAAAAAAUUUGAUAUGUAUGGACCGUCAAACUUAUGUCGAGAUGGAAAAGGAGGACUCUGGAGCAAUAAUGUAUAUAGCACUAAAGCAUUCCACACCAGAAGUUUCAAUUCUGGAAUUGACGAAACACCUUGGGAUGCGUAUUGCACUCGACCUUUGGAUAUUGUUGUACUAAUGGAUGGAUCAGGUAAUGUCAAUGAACAAACUAAGAAACGCUGGAUUUUAAUCAAAAAUUUUGUGAGGAAGUUUAUCCGUGGGUUUGAUGACCAUUCUAGAAUUGGUAUAAUACAAUAUGGAGAAAAUCCAGAAAUAAUUCAGGAUAUUAGAAAGUUAAAGUCAAAAGAAGCUUUAGAUAAAGUAUUAGAAAAAACUGAGUUUCCUGGUGGUGAAAGAACUUUAAAUGAUGCAUUAAAACGAGCAUGGAGAGAGCAAUUGAAAGAAACAAAUCGUACUAAUGCAGAUAAAAUAAUUUUGGCGACAAUAACAGGUGACAUUCCAUAUGGAUUAUAUGGUUCAUCACAGUUUCUUUCUGACCAUAAUGUUCGCAUUGUUGUUGUUGGAAUUGACAAGUAUGUUCAUUACGAGUUUUUGCAGUCUGUUGCAUCAUAUCGUGAUGUUGGAAAUAUAUUUUCUGUUAACAGUGGCCAGCUUGAUGACGUAGCACCUUAUAUUUACAGAGAUAUUUGUAACAACAUGCCUGAGUAUGUUUUAGCAACGACGCCCACACCUUCAAAAGAAAGACCAAUUGAUUCAUUAAAAAGAAAAAAUAUGACUAAAACGAAGGAAAACUUGAAUAAUGAUGAAAGUUUGAAAUCAUCAAGAACAGCAAAAAGUCGUGGAGAAAUCCCAGCAUUUUCAAAAGACAAUUAUGAUGAACUUGACGGACCUGUAUCCAAUCAUGUUGAUUUAUCAAAAGAAUUAGGUAAUACUAAAUAUAAGAAGCAUCUUAUAACGGCGGUAAGAAACGGAACAUCUAAAGAAAAAAUUGCUACCAUGGUUUUAAUAAACCCAUCGCCAGAUGUAUUUUUAGGUCUAACUUCGGUUGAAGCUAAAGCUAUAAAAAAUCAAUACAAUUCUUCAGAAGAAACCCUAGAAAAAUUUAAUGCUUUUUUACCCAAAGUUUCUAAAAAGCAACCAGUUAUUGCAUCAGAAAGCAAAUAUGUGAGUAAGUCAAAGGAUCAUUAUGUUCCCUUAAACUUUUUGAAUAAUAAGAAAAAAUCAGAUGAUCAACUGGAAGAGUUAACUUCAGUUGACAUUAAUAAGGAAACAAAUGCUUUUAAAAAGUUAGAUAAUCACAAUGAUAAAGAAAGUUAUUCUGAAAUAGAGGCUGGUCUUAAUCGUAAAUUUGUGGCGAUGAAAGACAAGGCCAAAUUGUAUUCAGUAUCGCAUUCAUUAUCAAAAACAAAAAAUACAAAUGAAAUGAAAAUGGAAGUAAAAAACAAAAAUAAAAAACCAAUUGUAUCUAUUUUAAAUGAAGCAAAAUCAAAUAAAACUGCUGACAAAUUGAACAACAAAGAUCAUCACAUAGAACGUAACAAAAAUAGAUUCGAACAUUUUGGAAAAAAUUUGAAUCAUUCUAUGAAAGGAUUGGAGCAUCAUGUAAAAGAAUUCGAAAAUAAGAUAGAACUAGAACACCCAACACAAGAAUCAGGUAUUCCGAUUAAGUUAUUUUCGAGCCAAGGUCAUGAUCCACCAGAUUUUAAAAAUCGUAAUGGAACCAGUUUACUUAACUCUGGAUAUUUGAAUGAAUCAAAAGUUUCGGAUCUAAACAUACAUGGAGUAGGUGCUCUUUCUCAAACAUUAGAACUACAUACAGGUAAUGGAAAAGAACAUGUUAGUUAUCAUCCCCCAUUUCGUAUAACACAUCAAAGUUUAUUUACAGAUAAAUUAAGUGAUAGAAUGAAAAUGCAUAGUAUGUUUUCAAAUAAAGAAGAAGGUCAAAAAGAGAGAAAUAAACAGCCUUUAAAGUCUUCUUCAAAAAAACUAGACGAUUUUACAAAUAAAUCAUUUUUAGAUUCAGCAGGGAAAAAUCUAGCCGAUAUUUACUUACAAAUUCAUAAAGCAGAAAGAACAAAUUUGGAAGUUCCUGGUACUGUUGAAGAGUUUCUAGGUAAAAAAGAAAUUGUUUAUAAAAAUACAAAUAUAAAAACAAAUUUAAUACCUCACUUAUUUUCAUCUGCUCUUGACAGUAAAACAAUGUCUGUUAAUACAUAUCAUAAUGCAACGAAUCUUCUGGGAUUUCUCCAUAACAAUGUUACUAGGAAGCAAAAUAUUAAUCGUUCGCAAUUAGCUUUGACCUCAUCUAAUCAAAGUAUUUACCCUACAACAGAUGGCGGAGUUAUUGAUCUUAUAAAAAAUACAGUUAUUGCAAGAAAAAAGUUUUACAUUGAUCAAGCUAACAAUUUCAAUCCUUUCAUAGUAGGGGCUGAUUAUAACGAGGGGUUAGGCUUUGACAGCCAGACCGAUGAGUUAUAUUUGUCAGAGAAACGAAAUUGGAAUAAUAAGCAUACUUCAAUAAAAAAAACAGGCCACGGAAACCUUUUGGGUUUGAAAAGCAAUCUAAUUAGAAAAAAACAAAACUCACAAAAAAUAGCUCGUUUUUCUCCAAAAUUGAAUCAGCAGUUUCAAUACAACACACAACUAAUUCCACCAGCAUCAAAACGUCAUUUGCCGAAAAAUACCAUAAAUAAUGAUUUGGCACCAAAGGUUUUAUCCAACCUUCACAAAAAAACAUUUCAUUCUUUUUCUAUUGAUGGUCUUAAACUCUAUGACAAUGACGCAGUUAUCCAUGGAAACAUAAGGAUAGAUGGCUCUAAAGUGAAUUUUAUUUCUGAAGAUAUUAAUCGCACAAAAACUUCAAACAAUACAAUGUAUACUUUGAUUGAUAAUCAUUUUUCUGAUGUUGCAUCUGAGAACAGCAAAGUUGCCUCUAAUGAAGUAAGUACAGAAAAUGGGAUUCCAGAUGAUAAAUUCAAAAUAAAUUCUGUCUUGUUUACGAACACAAGUUCAAGAAAAGAAAAUAUUAGCGAGAAUUUAAACCAUCCGAUAAAACUGUUGAAAAAUCAAGUGAAAUCACCAAACAAACAACUCAUACAAACAAGCAACCAAGUCAAACUGGCUAAUAUUCAAACUGAACAAUCAAAAAAUCAAGUCAAACAAACUAACAAACAAGUUAUAAUUCAGUUAAACAAUAAAGUUGAGCAAUCAACUAAUAGACCUAAACAAUUGAACAAUCAAGUUGAACAAUCAAGUUAUAGAACUAAACAAUCAAACAAUCAAACGAAAAAAUUAAACAAUCAAGUUCAGCAACCUACUUCAAAAAAAAUCGCUGAAAAAUUGAAUAAUCAAGUUCAUCAUCAAAAUAAAACUGAUUAUCUUAUAAAUAAAACUGACAGUCUUAAAAAUAAAACUGAUAGUCUUAAAAAUAGAACUGAUUAUCUUAAAAAGCAAAAUUCAUUUCAAAUUAAUGGUCCUAAUAAAACCAUUGGUAUUAACACGCAGAUCAAUGAAGUGAUCAACAAGUUCGAAAAAAAAUUAAAUGAUUCUUCUCGAUUGUCAAACACAAAUAUAACAAAGAAAGAGAGGAAUAUUGAGAGAUUAAACCAGUUGCUCAAUACCUUUGAGAAACACUUUAAAGAAGAAGCUAAGAUUAACAACAUUUCCUAUCAUAUUGCUGAUAACAAAAGGAACGAAAGUGUCAGUCAUACUUUCUUUCCUAAAAAGUUCUAUAAUGCAGAUAUCAAAUACCCUGAGAAAAAAAAAGAGACGUUAAAAAAAAAUCUUACUAACAAUACCCUGAAAUUGUUGGGCGUGAAAGCAACUUUAAAAACGUUUGAUAUAACACCUAAAGUUGAAUCUUCCAAAGAUAAAACAAGUAAAAAGUUUUUAAAAGAAAAUAAUACUUUUAAAAAGGGAGAUAACGAGAUAAAAAACUUUGAUGCUAAUAUUCAAAGAUAUAAUCAUAAUUUACUUGGUAAAAUAUCUAUGUUAGUAAAUGCAAUGAAGCCAGUCAUGAAUGCGCAUAUUGAUUUUAAAUCUCAAGGAGAAGAGAAGAUAGGAGUUAACAAAGAUUUUUCUUUUAAAAUUGGUGAUCCUUCACCAACAUCUCCUUUAUACAAACCAACUUCUACACUUAAAACGACUACGCGUCCCACAACAACGUCAACAACACCGACAACGACAGUUACAACUACAGUAACCACAACCCCGUUUACCUUACAGUUUGAAUAUCAAUAUAAUCCUGCAAGUGGCACCGGAUUUAUUUUACCGAAUUCACCUAUCCAACCAAAUGUUCCAAAUGUGCCGAUUAGUAAUGCUAGUGUUUUAGAAAAUUUAAAAACUGUACCAGGGUUUAUUAUAAAUAACGUGAGUGGAGAUCUUACUCAAAUAAAUAAUAAUAACAAUUUUGCUAAUCUCACAAGUACUAAUAUAGCCAUGCCUUCAAGCGAUGGUAAAGUUUAUUUUCCUGGAAACUUUGAAAUAUCUGAUAAACCAAAACAAAAUAUUCCCUCAAAUAUACCAAGUUCUAUCCUUCCGUAUAACCCUUCUUACACCUCAAAACGUAAUGACCAAGUAGUAAAAGGACCAAGUAUUGGUUUUCAUGGAAACGCCAUGUCUCAAGAUACAUUUCGCCCAUUAGAUCAAAUGAUUAAAAAGUUUUACAAAGCUGGAGAGGUCCAUCAAGUUAUUGAUAUAAGAGAACCAAAUUUAAACGAUGCUGAAGAGGAGUUUAACGCUUUAGCAAAUCGUAAAGGACUUGCAUCAGUAACGAUUGCUAAACCAUUGCUUGUAAAUAAUAAUCAAUUUGAAGUAUUGAAGUUAUCAAAUGGACACACAAUAAACAAACCAAUUGAUAGUGAAUUCGAUAGCUUACCUAUUGACUCCGAGCAAAGAAUACCUUACAGUCCAGUUCCAGUUUCACAAAGCAAUAAUUUUAUUCUAAAUGUUCCCCUAAAACAAUCAACAAAUAUUCCAUUGAAAGUUCAUAAGAUUUAUUAUAGCUCUCUUAAUCCUGGGAUGAAUUUCAAGCCUGGGACGAAUUAUAUCAAGCCUGGGACGCAAUUUAACACUAUUGAAGAUGCCCUUUCGGAACCACAUGAAGACUCUGUUUCAGAUUAUCAAAAUCGUAUUGUUGGAGAUCAAUUGGGUAUUGCAGUGGAGUCUCAAACAGACAUUCAAGGCGAAAAUCGGCCAGCCCUAAUUUUAAACGAACAACAUGGUGUUUUUCAUAACACGUCUGAUGGUUUUCAGGAGCAAAUAAGUGGACAACACAUUGAAGAUAAUCGUGUAAUAGGUAAUCAUAUGCUAAGUCAUCAUAGAGUAGGCAAUAAUUUAGCUGGCAAUCAUGUGAUAGGUCAUCAAAUGGCAGAGGGUCAUGUUUUGAGUGAUCAUAUAGUAAAUGGUCACAUUGUAGGUGGUCAUGAAGUUCCAAUUACUGAUAACAAACCUUUAAAAAUGAUUUUCUUUCAACAAAAAUACAAUGAACUAGACUCAGAAAAAAAUAAUGCUGGCAAAUUUGUGGGUCCAAACGAAUUGAUUAAAUUACAAAUUUCCAAAGAAAAUCAUCACGGAAAUCAUCAUCCUAAAGUAGUUUUGUUUAAUCAAGUGCCAGAAUUACAUGCUAUCAAUAACAAUGAAAAUAACCUAGAAAAUCAUAUGUCACAAAACGUAAUUAGUCCUUUGGUUAACAAUUCAGCAUUGUACCCUGAGGAAGAGGUAGGAAACUUUGUAAGCGAACAUCAACAUAAUGAUGAUGGCUUGCAUACGAACUACAGACACCACAACAAACUUCAUCAUUUACAAGCUCUCGCUCAUGCAUUACAUCAACAGCCAGAAUUAAAAAAAGUUCAUUUGAAUUUAAUAAAUCAAGAAAACCUAAAAUUAAAAUACCAUUACUUAGGAAUGAAUACACUUGAACGAAAACAUAGGCUCAAAGUUAAAAUGUUGGACAAACCAGUUGAGUUUGAAAAUCAGAGACGCGUUGGUUUACGCCACUUAAAGAAGGGUUCACGCUACUUGAAAGGUUCGAAGCGCUCUCAUAACUUUGCUCAUCAUAAACGCAUGAGGCAGCCAACUUUACCAAAAAUUCCAGAUUCAAUAGUACUACCUUCAAUGCCAGAUUUCAACUUUAACCGCCUUAGCUACAAACCUCGAUUGUUUAGACCUAUACAUCCUUUAAUGACUUCACAUGCUGCUCCUGGUUCACACAACAUUGUACGUCAUGAAAAAAAAGGUUUUAUUUCGGCUCCAAGGCGUAAUGAACGACGUAUGAAAAGAGUUUUAAACGAGAAAAAAUGGGCUGCAAUGCAGUUACUUAACCAAAACAUUAAUGGAAAGUUUUUGCAUGGAAGAGAACGACCUACUCAAAGUUUUAAUAAAAGUGAAAAAGUUGAAUACCCUGAGUUACCUUUGACUAAUGCAUGGACUGAAGCUGAUUUUUUGCCUAAGAAAGGACCACCGUUAUUUAGAACGAAUAAAACAUUACUUCUUUACCAAUCUCCCAAAGUAAAGGAAACUGUGGCUAAAACUCUGCAAAAAAUACUUUGGAUUAAUGCUCUUGUUGGGCGCAAAGAUGCAAAGGAAGGUAAAGGUGAAGAAAUUCACAAACUUCACCAUGAUAAUCAUGCUAGUUUUAAGACUUAUUUAUUACAUGAACUCGAAAAUUAUGAAAAAAAUUCUGCGAAACAACUAGAUUUUCAAAAUGCCGAACAAUCAGCAUCACCAAAAAACAUAAUUACACAUAAUUCGCUGCAUGAUUCUAAAUAUGGAAAUGUGAAGAAAACAUAUUAUGUUUCGAAAACUGCUGGUCCAUUUGAAGAACAUAAUGUUUACCAUAUUACAGCAAAAGACAAACUGAAAAAACCAGGCUUUACAAACGAAAUUACCGACAAGUCUCAAGUUAGAAAGUCUGAAUCAAGCAACUAUGACAUAAUGUACCUAGGAAACAAUGGAGAAAAUGUUCCAAAAAAUAUUAUCGAUGAGACUUCAUCAGACGGUGAUUUGAUGGCAUUUACUUCUCAAGGAAAUAUUAAUAAUAAUGCUGAAAAACGAACUAAUCAACCAGCAGGAGAAAAGACUAAGUUACCUAACAAAGUAAAGAACCUCAAAGACAUGCGUAGUUUAAUGACGCCAAAAUCUACAAAACAACUCACUUUAGAAGAUUUUCCGCGAUCAUUCUUGAUUAAAGAUUUUAAGUUAGGAGAUAUGCCUUUGCUUCCGGUGGGCAAAUCUUACGUUUUGUCAACCCCUUCUAUAGGAACAGUGACAGUAAACAUAAAGAAUGAUAUGACUCCUAAUGAAAAUAAAGGGUCAAAUCAAAGUCGUAAAAAAAAUCGCUUGUUUCAUAAUAGUUUACAUCGCAAUAAAUUGUCACGCUACAAUAGUAACGAUCAAAACAAAAAUGAUCAAAACGAUGAACUAGAAAAUAUAGACAUCAAAGACAAAAAUAAUCAUAAAAGUGAAAAUGAAGAAACCAAUAGAAACGAAGUUAGUUAUUCGAAACCUAAAAUUUUUUUAACUGAGCGAAAUAACCUUGUCGCGGUACCUGAUAAUGUUUUAUACGGCCAAAAAUAUGGAGAUGAUGACGACGAUGUUGAUUCUAAAGAAAAGCUUGAAAGCGAGAUAAAAAGUGAACCUACGAACUCGCUAAUGGAGAGUGGUGAAAAUCUUCCAAAAGAAAAUAUAGAGAGUUUAGAGAAUAGCGAAAGUAAACACAACAAAACGAGUGUCAAUGAAGCCGUAUUGACCGAUAUGGUUCACGCAGUUCUUAAAAAUAUUGUCAAUGAAAGCAAAAUUUAUAUGAUGAACCUUAUAAAUUCUGAAAGAGCUUCUGAUUACGUAAAUAAUUUUUUUAACAGAAGACAUGAAACCAGCAACUUUACUGGCGUUUUUAAUGAAAAUACAACAAUCAGUGCACCCAUUUUGCAAGGUAUCAAGCGUAUAAACUCUAUUGCCAUUGCAAAUAAAACUUUUAAUAGCAGUGCUUUUAUUAACAAUGUGACGAUGCUUAACAAAAGUAUGCAAGUAGAUACCACUAACAAGUCUCAAGUAAUUUCUUACAACACAUCAUUUACAAACGCAUCUUUUGCUAACAUUACAGGUUUAGACAAGAAAAAUGAUUUAGGAAUAAAAGAUGAUAUUUAUGUUACCACCAAGAUGAAUAACGCUUUUAAUUUAACAAUAGAUAAGAUUCCUAACGAAAAUCUAAAGAAGACUUUCAGCAACAAUACCUUUAUGCGCAUGACUCCUUUAGAGUAUAUGCUAGGUUGCACCAAGCCACUUCGUAUAUUGUACGCUAUUGAUGUAUCUGAUGGUCUUGGUGACGGUUUUAUACGGAAAAAAAAAUGGAACCGACUCAAAGAUUUUAUAUCUGACAUAAAUAAUAGCUUGUUUAAGGAUGUAAGAAGCAAUUUCAUGGUCUAUAAUAUCGAGCCAAGGUUUAUGGAGAGUCUAGAUGGGUGUGACAAAAAUACAGAGUAUUUUUUAACAGCGGAUGACUGCCUUUGCUUUACUAAUCCAUUUACACUCUCUGCUAAAGCUGGAUGCAGUGUAAAUGGCCCAACGCAGCAUGAAAGCGUUGAGGACUGGGGAGCUAAGGGCCCUCGCACGGGCCGUGCUCUUGAUAUAGCAAGGACAGUUUUUUUUAAGGAGAAUUUAAACACAUUUAAAAACGUCAUAUUUUUAAUUAGUCAUAAACAAUCUACUGACGAUUUAAAAUUGGCGGAAAUAAAUCUAAAAAAAGACGGUAUUAGUUUGGUGGAUAUAGAGCUAGGCGACAGACAUGAUUUGCGUAAAAAACAAUUUAUUCCUAAACAACGCCUUUACCGUCGCAGUAAUACAGAAGAAAACAUUCUUGAUGAACAUAAAGUGAAAGUUUCUCUCAAGAAACUUCAGCAAACUUUAAGAAAUAUUGUUGGUAGGGUUUGUAAAUCGCAAACUGAUGGAGAUUUAUAAAUUGCUUCAUUUCUUUAAUGUAAAUAAUAAUCGUAAUAUUAAUAAUAUAUAAAUAGAUAAUAUAA
Molecule: messenger RNA, 9535 nt
Organism: Hydra vulgaris (swiftwater hydra)
Lineage: Eukaryota; Metazoa; Cnidaria; Hydrozoa; Anthoathecata; Hydridae
Source: RefSeq, a predicted model, not a curated record